Molecule: messenger RNA, 659 nt
Organism: Dermatophagoides farinae (American house dust mite)
Lineage: Eukaryota; Metazoa; Arthropoda; Arachnida; Sarcoptiformes; Pyroglyphidae
Source: RefSeq, a predicted model, not a curated record
AAAAUUUUAUAAAACCAAAUUUUCUCGAUUUUUUUUUGUUUUUCAAUUUUGAAAAAAAAUACCGAACAACAACAACAACAACGAAAAAUGUCUGGACGUGGUAAAGGUGGUAAAGUCAAAACUAAAGCCAAAUCUCGUUCAUCACGUGCUGGUCUACAAUUUCCUGUUGGUCGUAUUCAUCGAUUGUUACGAAAAGGCAAUUAUGCUGAACGUGUUGGUGCCGGAGCUCCUGUAUAUUUGGCUGCCGUUCUUGAAUAUUUGGCUGCUGAAGUUCUUGAAUUGGCCGGUAAUGCUGCACGUGAUAAUAAAAAAACUCGUAUUAUUCCACGUCAUCUUCAAUUGGCCAUUCGUAAUGAUGAAGAAUUGAAUAAACUAUUGAGCGGUGUUACCAUCGCACAAGGUGGUGUACUACCAAAUAUUCAAGCAGUUUUGUUGCCAAAAAAAACGGAAAAAACUGCCUGAAAUUUUCAUUCUACAUUCCAUUAUCAUUUAUACGAAAAACGGUCCUUUUUCGGGCCACAAUUUCAUUUUGAUUGAAUUUUAGCAAUUUUUUUGUUUGCUUGUAAAUAAAAUCCAAAAAUUUUUGUUUUCAUAAAAUAAACACGUGACUCUAUUUCCACCCAACCAUGUCUCUGGUUGGAUUGUUUUAUUUUGAGAAA